Messenger RNA from Emericellopsis cladophorae, 1797 nucleotides. RefSeq names its product Protein of unknown function (Ytp1). The transcript is spliced from 5 exons. The coding region runs from base 1 to 1797 and encodes 598 amino acids. Lineage: Eukaryota; Fungi; Ascomycota; Sordariomycetes; Hypocreales; Bionectriaceae. The record is from RefSeq and is a predicted model, not a curated record.
AUGCGUCGAGCAAAUAUAAUUCAACUAGCCUCGCCAUCAGCUGUUCUCUUGUGUGCCCUGAUCUUCGCCAUCGGCGUGGCUGCGCAUGGCGGACACGGGGCAUCCGAGAUGAGCAUGGACAUGGGCAUGAACGGCGAAGACGAGGCGCCAGAAACAGAGUAUUUGCCAACAUACUUUGCUCAUGGCGAACAUGCAGCGCUCAUGUUCAGCCACAUUGGCUUCAUGACCGUGUCUUGGGUUCUGGUCCUUCCCGUAGCGGUCGUUCUCUCGCUUGUCAACUCGCGCCUCACAUUUGGCGUUCAGCUGACCUUCCUUGCCACCAACAUUGUCGGUGUCUUAUUGGGCCUCGUCUACAACGCGCAGACACCUGACCUGUAUCCCCACAACGCGCACCACAGCAUCGGCUGGAUCAUCACGUGGGUAUCGAUAGCGCACGUCUCCGUGAGUUUGGUAAAACGACUCGAUAGACGCGGGAAGCCAAAGCUCAACGGGCCUCUUGAAAGCGAGCAUGAAGCUCAUGCAUUCAUUCCGGACCACCUGGCGGCACGAAGCCACUUCCAAGAGUACCAGGGGCCUUACAACGAUAGGUCGUCCUGGGAGAGCACAACAAAUCCCGCCUCUCACACCGAGUCCAUCCGGAGUGAUUCUGUGUCCACUCACAUUGGCGAAGAGGACUACUUUAUCGGAGGCGAGCACCAUGACUCCGGAUACGCAAAGGUGUAUGAAGACGACGAUGAGUCCUACGCCUCACCCGAGGAGGCGGGAGCAAGUUCGACAGUCUCUGCUGUGCGAAAGCUGGCGAAAGCUGUGCCCACCAAUCUAUGGAAGAUCUUAGACAUGGGCUACCGGACGGUGGAUCGAAUCAUCCUUCCCUUUGGUUUCAUCGCCUUCACCACGGGGAUCGUCACAUAUGGUCGCUUCUUCGAAGGGAAUGGCAUCUUUGCUGGUCUGGCCCACUGGAUCAAGGGCGGUGUAUUCUUCUGGCUGGGCCUCUUCAACCUCGGCCGCUGGGCCGGCAGCUUCGCUGAGCUGGGCUGGGCGUGGAACCUUCGUCCUAGACGCCCUGGCCAGGAGUGGCGUCCCACGGCAGAGUUUGUGGAGAGUGCGUUGAUCUUCUUCUACGGAUCGACGAAUAUCUUCCUGGAGCACCUGGGCCGCAGGAACGAUGACUGGCAGACCCAGGAUCUGGAGCACCUCUCCAUCACCGUACUCUUCAUCGGCGGAGGACUUUGCGGCAUGUUGGUCGAGUCCACCUCGGUGCGCGACCUGCUCAGUGCCUCCAUCUCCAGCGACAAUAGAGAUAGGACCGAGCCCCACGAGAGGGAGGAGCUGCAGCCGCCGCGUACCUAUAGAUUUUCGCUGAAUCCCAUCCCGGCAUUGGUGAUCCUGCUUGUCGGCAUGAUGAUGGGCUCGCACCACCAGUCCUCCAUGAUCUCGACCAUGAUCCACAAACAAUGGGGCAACCUGCUCUCUGGAGCGUCGAUUGCACGCGGCUUGACGUAUGCUAUCAUGUACAUCAAGCCGCCGCGGUCUGUCCUGCCAUCGCGUCCGCCCACGGAGCUCCUGGCCUCGUUUUGUCUGAUUGCGGGUGGCAUCAUCUUCAUGGCCAGUAGUCCGGAUACUGUGAAUGGCAUGAUCCACUACGAGAUCGACGCCAUGUUCAUGCACAACGUCACCAUGGGUCUGGUGGGCAUCCUCAUGGCCUGGGAGAUCACUGUCCUAGCCAUUAAGGGCUGGGCAUGGCGGAGGGAAAUGCACCAAAAGGUCGUAUCGCUUCCGUGCAGGCAGUCCGCCUAG